Bufo bufo (common toad) is the source of this 1802-nucleotide messenger RNA. Its product is annotated as gastrula zinc finger protein XlCGF8.2DB-like. NCBI's taxonomy places the organism in Eukaryota, Metazoa, Chordata, Amphibia, Anura, Bufonidae. Gene Ontology annotation, cellular component: nucleus. The record is from RefSeq and is a predicted model, not a curated record. The transcript is spliced from 3 exons. The coding region runs from base 14 to 1060 and encodes 348 amino acids.
AGAUAAUGGUAUCAUGAUGGAGGAUCACCGGCCUCUCACAUCACCAGUUAAGGAAGAGAGAAGAACACCGGAGAGAUGUCCCAGUCCUCUUCUUCCACAGGAGGGUUCAGAAGGACUCAUUUUACCAUCAGAUGACUGUACCAGGAGCUCAAACGAACAUCUAGUAGCUUCCGACUUUAAAGCAGAGGAUCAUGGUUUCAAGCAAGAUACAUAUGAAGAGCAUGCAAUUAUCUCAGUUGAACCCUCAGCCUUUAACAGCAAAGAUCCAUCAUCUGAUCCUUUGGAUCAGUUCCAAUCUUCUGAUUCAUCACAGAGUGUUAAGCAAAUUCAAAUUAACACAAGAAGAGUUCAACAUCAAAGAAAUCACACAGGGGACAAGCCAUUUUCCUGUUCAGAAUGUGGAAGAUGUUUUAACUAUAAAUCAAAUCUUGUUAAACAUGAGAGAAUUCACACAGGAGAGAAGCCCUAUUCAUGUUCACAAUGUGAAAAGCAUUUUAACAGUAAAUCACAUCUUGUUAUACACGAGAGAAUUCACACAGGGGAGAAACCAUAUUCCUGCUCAGAAUGUGGGAAAGGUUUUAACCAGAAAUCAAAUCUUUUAAAACAUGAGACAGUUCACGCAGGGGCGAAGCCAUUUUCGUGUUCAGAAUGUGGAAAAUCUUUUAACUAUAAAUCAGAUCUUAUUAUACAUGAGAGAAUUCACACAGGGGAGAAGAUAUUUUCCUGCCCAGGAUGUGGGAAAGGUUUUAACUAUAAAUCACGUCUUAUUGAACAUCAGAGAAGUCACACAGGGGAGAAGCCAUUUUCCUGUUCAGAAUGUGGUAAACAUUUUCAAAGUAAAUCAUAUCUUGUUAUGCAUGAGAAAACUCACAGAGGGGAGAAGCCAUUUUCUUGUUCGGAAUGUGGGAAAUGUUUUAACCGUAAAUCCAAUCUUGUUGAACAUGUCAAAAUUCACAGAGGAGAGAAGCCAUAUUCCUGUUCAGAAUGUGGGAAAUGUUUUAUCCGUAAGUCAAAUCUUGUUAUGCAUCAGAGAAUUCACACGGGGAAGCCAUUUUCAUGACCAGAUUGUGAAAAAAUAUUUUACGGUGUAAAACUGUUAGCAGAUAGGAUCGCAUGGGAAAAAUUUUGGAGUGUUGGAUUUUUCGCAACUCCCGUGUCGGGGUCACAGCAAACAUGCGAUUCACUCUGUAUUGCCAUUGAUUUCUGUUUGAUUAUGACUUCUCUGCAAAUCCCCUGCGAUCCUGGCCAUGACCAGUGUCACCAUGUAGCCGUACCUUUACUCAGAAAUUAACUAUUAUUGACCAUCAAAUAAUUGAUAGAGAGGAGCAGCCAUUCUGAUAUGCGGUAUUUGGAAAGGGUUUUAGCUAAAAGUUAACUCUAAUAGCACAUCAAAGAACUUACACAGGAAAAAUAAUUUCAGGUCCAAAAUGUGGGAAAUAUGUUAACCACAAAUCACAUCUUUUUAAAUGUUAACCCCUUAAGGACCGAGCCAGAUUUUUUAAAUAUGGUAGCUUUCCAAAAUGGUUAGUACAACCUCACUUCCGAGUUCCUAAAAUAAAAAGUUUAAAAGUGUACCUAGAAGAAUUGGUGCUGAAGGCAACGGGUGGUCACACCAAAUAUUGAUUUGAUUUCUUUUCAGUUUGGUUGUAUUUAGUUUUUUAUAUAAAGAGCCAUUUGAAUUAUUUCCAUAGAGAGUUUUUUGGGUUUCGAUGCCGACCAAGGACAACAUCUGCAUGGAGUUUUUAUGUUCUCCCCGUGUUUGCGUGGGUUUCCUCCGGGUUCUCCGGAUAGGGAACUUAGAU